GGAUUUGGACUGAUUUUUUGUGCACACAUUUUUGGACUGCAUUAAUUUGCCUAAAAUCCUUUUUCUUCCUUAAAUACUGGGAAAAGGGGUCAGAGAUUGUGAAUGAUUUAUAUGAUAAAUUCUAUUACUGAAAAAACUUGUUUUAUGACGAUUGAGACUCAGGAAAACAUUUAAAUGAUUGCGUAAAUUCCGAUUCAAUUGGCAGGCAUACUUAGGGAGACUUCUCUGUGGCAUUUUUGAGCAGCUCUGGGAGGACAGAGUUUAUGGCUGACUGUUGUCUCUUUUAUGUAGAUCUCGGUAAAUAGGAAAACUAUCCAGGCCUGGUGUAUGUUUACAGCUGUGUCUAACCAACGCUGGAGAACAGCUACCCUUGAACCAUUGCCAGGAGUCGUAUUCAUUACAAAUGUUCAUAAUCAUUCUAUUUACUAACAUGCACCCCCAGGCUAUUUUGCAUAUUAAUUCCAAUUAACCAGUGGUAUUGUUUUAGUGGCUUCAGUACAGCUUUGAGAUAAUUUGAUAAACUGAGUUGUUGGACUGAGCUUUAGUGGUGAGGAUCAAUUUUCAAAUGAGGAGAUGAUUGGUAUAGCCUCAUUAUUGAUAAUUUAAAAUAUGCAUAUCUGCUCUAAAUCAAUGGAAAGGACAUUCACAAUUGAUGGAAUCUUCCCAGCCAAAUUAAAUGCAGCAUGAAAAGAGAGAAAGUUUCAUGCAUUGAAGACUCUGUUUAACAGGUGCUUUAUUCUCCCUAUGUGGUAUUUUCUUGGUUUGCUGCCCAUUAAAAAAUUCUUUUUGGAGAAAUUGUCUUACAUUUGAAAAGAGGAGUUAGAUAUCAAUUUAUCAGCAGUAAAACUUUCUCCUUUGAGUGCUAUAGACUCCCAUUUGUCGAAGGAAGUGAACAAUGUAACAGUCAGGAUUUUCCUCAAGGACAUAUUGCAGAAUCGGUCAGGAAAUUCUGUGCUGUUUGUACUUUUUCCCUUUAAUUUCUUUUGACGUUGAAAACCUAAUUAUAUAUCUUAUUUUGUGAAUUAACUUCUACCAAGUGUUUAAACCCUCUUCAGGAGACGCUUUUCCCUGAUUGGUGGAAACGAUUGCGAUUGAUUUGGCUGCAUGUCACUUAGGUUUCUGACGAACAUGCUAUGAUGUAUAAACCUAGACAGGCAUAACACACUGGUCACUUACUGAGGGCUUGUGUAUUAACAUCCAUCACAGGAGGUCAGGGGUCAGCACGGGAUUAUAACAUUGGACAGACUGUGACCCAACACCCCCCAUGUCAUGUCCCAGCAAAACCUUUAUAUACACUUCCUCGUGAAAACAAAACAAGAACUAUAUCAUUGAGCUGGGAGGAGGUGCUGGCUGAAUUUGGCCGGUCACUGGUAGGAAGAAGAAAUUCACAGGAUUGAAUCACCUGUUGAUUGAGACUUGCCAGAACUCACCUGAGUAAACGAACGCAUCCUUUAUCACAGAGAACCCCAACUUGUUGCCAGAAGUUGUUCUGACUCUCCAAGGAAUGAGAAAAAAAAACUAUUCAGAUGCUGUGGUGCUAACAAGAAUUUUCUUGAUUUUUUUUCCCCUCUGAGAUAAUGGAGGGCAUGAUUUUUUAAGCAGUCGUGGAACAUUGAUUUUAUUUUUGUGUGUGUGUGCAAUUUUAAAAUUGUGGAGAUUAUUAUUUGAUUUUCAAAUUGGAAUAUUAUUACCUAUGGGAUGUGGAUUUUCUAAGUCACAAUGAUGUUCCGGAAGGACAAAGCUAGCCAGACUCCGGAUCAUUGUGUACACUGCGUGUACACAGAUGAUGAGGUAGCCUAUUACAUGAGCUCAUCCAGUUUUGAGUCUGCGAUUUUGGGCGAGGCUCACGGACUGAUCACAGACAUGUUGGCUGACCAGUCCCUACCCCUCAACAUAGUGAGCGGCCUCCGAACUCUCAGCAACCUGCUGAAGCCCCCAGAGAGUCACUCUUCCUUCCACAAAACCAGAGUGAGUCCUCUCGUCUCGCUCACAGAGUCCACCAACUAUGGAUCGGACACGGAGGAAAACCCUUACACCGGGGAACGACCUUCAUCCAAGAAGUCAAGGCGUAGUUUACCUCCAAGCCUAAUACGUAGAAUGUCGACCAGCACGUGGACUACCACAACAUCAGCUACGGGCAUGCCCACGCUAGAACUGGAGCCGUGCAGGAUCCGGAGUUCCAGCUUCCGUCACAAUCGUGAUGGGACGCCUGGGUCCAGCCCAGUGGGGAGUCGCAGUAACUCCCCCUCCCCGAGCUCUCCGACCGUGGUCUUAUCUAUUCCCAAAUCACGGUCCUUCUCGCUCGUUGCACCAGUUCCUAUUGGAGGAUCGCAUCCUAAGCGACCUUCAAGGAAGAGUGUAGCCUCCAACAUGGGGACUGAAGUAAGUGGCAUCUCCAAAUCAUCCGAUUUCAUUCAACUCAGUCCUUUGGUUAAAGAUGAACUGGAUUUUGCUCAGGAAAAGGGGGACAAAAAGUCCAAUAAUUCAGCAUCAUUUCGCAGAAUUAAUAUGACUUCAGAUUACGAGAGUAAUGACUCCCCUAAUUCUAGUGACCAUAGUGAUAAUGUGACUACUUAUGAUGAAGUGGCAGGGUCACCCCCUAAGAAGGUUAUUUAUAGCCAUGGGACUCCAUCUAGUUCACAAAAGUCAUGGGUAAUACAUGAUCGACGUCUACAAGAGAAUGUGGACAUGGCAGAAGACGCAGACGAAGAGGACGAAAACGAGCUGACGGCAGAGGAAGUAGACGGCAAGAAUUCAUCCGUGGCUUCCCCCACGGCCAACAGUGUGAAAAUUCCAUGGGAAAUUGAAAACAUUGACGAUUGUGAACUCUUGCAUAUACACAGACUUAACGAAUGGGAUUACCCUAUUUUUGACUUAGCCAGUCAGUGUAGUGAUACUAUCCUUAGUAAGGUUGGGUAUAAAUUAUUUGUGGAGGUGGGGUUAUUUGAGACAUUCCGGAUUCCUGUUGCUCCCUUUUUACAUUACUUCCAUGCAUUAGAACAAGGCUAUCGAGAUAAACCAUAUCAUAAUCGAAUACAUGCCACAGACGUGUUACACGGGGUAUUCUACCUCACCACCCAGCCCAUCCCGGGCUUCACCCAAGUCAACACCAGCAACAUGUUCUCCAGAAACGGGUCAUCCAGUGAUUCAGGUACUUACUCAGAUGUGGACGCAGAGAAGAGCCUGACCUACCGAGCCAACAGCUUUAACUCGGAGGAUUACGGCAUCAUGGGAGGAAACUUCCCCGCCCUUGAGUUGAUGGCGCUAUACACAGCUGCAGCAAUGCACGACUUUGACCAUCCAGGUCGUACAAACGCUUUCUUGGUGGCCACCAACGCUAAAGAGGCAGUGCUAUACAAUGAUCGGUCAGUAUUAGAGAACCACCAUGCGGCUCAGGCGUGGUCCCUCUUCAUGAAAGAACCAGUUCUCUACAACUUCCUGUGCGGACUUGAGGCUGCAGAAUUCAAACGAUUCCGUUUUCUGGUGAUUGAGAACAUCCUUGCCACUGAUCUCAAACGCCAUUUUGAAAUUCUGGCAGAAUUCAAUGCAAAGGUGAAUGAUGAUGACGCUGUCGGGAUAGACUGGACUUCUGAGACCGACCGACUCCUGAUGAUGCAGAUGGUCAUCAAACUAGCCGACAUCAACGGACCUGCCAAAAGACACGAACUUCACGUCCGCUGGACAGAGAGAAUAUCAGAGGAGUUUUACGAACAGGGUGAUGAGGAAGCGCGGUUAGGAAUGCCCAUCUCUCCUUACAUGGACCGCAGGAUCCCACAGCUAGCCAAACUCCAGGAGACAUUCAUCAACCACCUGGUGGCACCUCUAUGUAAUGCCAUGGUAACCGCCGGAUUCCUGCCAGGCACAUGGGCAGACCAGGAACUGAGCGAGGAUGAAGACGAGGAAGAGGGUCAAUCUGACACUGAUCAAAUUGAAAGUACCGGCAAAGACUCCGAGGAUGAAACAGAGACCGACAAUGAGGGAGGACAGAUCUGUCACCAGAAGUGUAAGAAGAAGCCGCGCAAAAUCAACUGUCUGCUGACCAAGAACCUGAAGGAGAACCACGAGUACUGGGUGGCCAUAAUCCAGGAGGAGGAGAAACAGAAAGCCAGUAAUGAAUCAACCAAUGAAAUCUCACAGGAAACCUCAGAGGUCACAGAAAUGGAAUCUAUAAAAGAAGAAGUGGAAUCCCAGGCCUCUAAUAAUAGUUCCCAACCUAGCACUCCUACCAAAGACUGUAGCCAAUCUGACAACACGUAGCAGCCACACCCAAUACUAGUUCUAUAGACUUGUUCUAAAGUGGUUCAGAUCUCAUGCCAUCAUUAUGAUAUCAAAAACGUCUUGCCACAGAAUGAUGUCUACAGCGUGGAUCUGAAGUUAUCGCUGCAUGACACACCAGUUCUGGGCCCACAUCAAUCCUAUUUGUUGUUAAUCGUGCAGAUCAUAUUUUUGAAAGUGAACUACAGUGUCUGUCAAAAGUGGUGAUCAUUUUGUCUGUCAUGAAGCAGACGUGGAGCACACACACAAUGGCCGUCAAGAGAUUUACACUGAGGAAAUCAGCUACAGCAGCAACUAGCACCCAAGCGAAUUUGUCUUCAAGUUGAAUGAUUUUUAUAAAGAAAGGAAAUAACCCAAUUAUCAUCUAAAACUAUUUUUAGCAUAAUGUAUCAUGAAUCUAAUUACUAGUAGUGGUACAGAUUUUUAUUUAUAAUUUUUACAGCAUUCAAGUUUUUAAACAGAAAUUUUUUUAAUUUAAUUUUUCCGAUUUUAGAGGAAAGCUUUUUCUAGCAAUUUCACUCUGUAUGGAGUGUUGAAUUAUCUGAGAAUCUUAUCCGACUGUUGGAUGCUGGGGUUCAGUGUGCUAGUCAUAAACUUACUACAUCUGUACUUACCCUUAGAUCUACUGCUCUACACUUGUGUAGAUACCAACUAAACACACAAGAAUCUCCACAUCCACCUACAUAUGAACUUCUGUAAUUAUUUCUAUAUUGAUUGUUAGAAGAAACGUUUUCUUGGCCCCAAUGAAAAUUAUGCUGGAGAGAUGGACAGACUUGUGCUGUAAAGAUAAAACGUGCUAGAUCGAAGGCAGAUUCUGAGGACAGAACAGCAUUAUAGAUUGAUAUACUUUAUAUUUACUACUGAGAUAGGGAAAACUAGAUCUGAGAUAUCUUGAGACUAGAUCUGUAUUGUGUGAUGUACUGAGAUAGUGAGUGAGAGCUGCGUUGAGAUACAGUUAGGUGUUUAGCAUUGUAUUUUUUGUCUGUACAUUCCUCUCUCUGCUUACGACAUUGAAUUGUUGACACCAGGUUGUUGUUCUGUUUCACAACUUCAACACAACUUCAAGUUUAGUUCAGUCUUCUACCCUCUACAUAGGUCAGGAAUUACGUACAUCAGUGCUGUCCACUGAAAUACUAAUGAACUGACCCAACAAGCUGAAAAUGACCAACACCCUGUAACAAAUAAAACGUCCGCAGAUUUUCGCAAUACCCAUCAGCCGUCGGUAGUUGGGAGAUUGAUGCCCAAAAGUCCUACACAAACUGUCUGUGCUUUGAUGUCGUAUAACAGAUGUUUCUAUAGCAAUAACCCCCCACUAUCUGUGUGUGAUGUACACUGAUCACAGUGACGGUCCUUGGAGGGGCAGGGCAUUGUCCCCACCCCCCAGACCCAGACUGUGUUGUUAUUUCAAAGCUGUGAUACAUAAUGUCGUAGAGUGUAUACUUUUCAAAUUUCAGUCUCUAUUUUUUCCCCCUUUUCAUUCUCCAUUUCAUAUUGAACUCUUGAUAUUAUUGUCAUUACAAUGCAACUAUUAUAAUAAUUAAGGUGUAUAAUUGUAGAUGUUAGGAUAUUUCAAUUGUGUGGUUGUAAUGUUUCUAGAUGUACAGACGACUUUAAUUGAUCCCACUUCUGCCUCAGAAAAUGUAAUAUUUAUUGUACUUCUCAUGCAAUGAUGUACUUGGCUUUUUAUUCCUCUUGCUUAGUGUUCUUUAACUUAAUGCAGGACAGCAUCUUAUUUUUUACCAUGGAUGUCUGUUGACAGAUUUUUAUAGAUUGUAUGCUCGUAUGUUGAUCUUUUUCUUAUUCAGCGAGGGAUCUUUUUUAUCAUCCAAAUAUUAAAAUAAGACAUUUUGUAUAAUAUUCUUGGGCGCUUUUUUUAAAAGACCUCUAUAAUUUUUAUUAAUGAAAGAAUACUCAUAGAAUAUUAUAUAGAUUUAGUAGAUCUGAGGUAUAAACAAAUCCAGGUGUUUAUAUGCCCUUGACCUAUUUCCAAGGUCAGUGUUUUCUUUUUUAAUCCAUAUGUGUAGAAGAUGUACAUAAAACAAUUGUCUGUAUGAUAUGAUAACCUAAUUUAAUGGUAGAUAGCCCUGUAUUGUUUAUGUCUGUGUACAUUAUCUAUGUAUGUGAUAGAUAUAUAAAAAUCCAUUGUUAUUUUGUAACUCUGUAAGAGAAAGUGGGCUGCUGUCAGUGCUAAUUUGUUUGUCUCAAACUCAACAACAUUCUCCAUUGUAGCAUCUCCUUUUUAAACAUUUGUUACAAAUUGAAAAAUCUCUUUUGAUAUGACAAAAUUGAAUUAAUUUCAAUGAAAAUGUUCCAAUAUGUUAUAACUUUAGUUUUACCUGUUUUUAUUAAGAAAUUUUCAGACAUUUUUCUUUCUUUAGUCAGCCCACUGCAAAGUCAAUUCUUCUGUAUGACUUUUUCGUUGCUCAGGUUCCAUUUUUUUUUUUAAUUUAUGACCUUUGACCUCCUCCAUAUUGUUGACAUUGUAGCUUUAUGCUGACUGUUUAUAUUCUGUCACCAGGGGGCACUCACCCCUGUCCCAGCCAAUCAACUUCUUUCUGAACUACAAGCUGCUGUACAACCAACAGAUUGCUCACAUCAUGCUCUGUGUGUGUGUGAUUUGCUGAUUUAUGUACUGAGUUGACCUAGUUACCAUGGAGAUGGUUGCAUGGUGACUGGAGGUCACACAAUAUGUUUUGUUAAAUAUAUAUAUUAUAUCUUGUGACAAAUUGUUACAGGAUUUUUUUUUUCCUGAACGAUAGCUGAAUAAGAAAUAAUAAAUGGUCAUGACUGCUAUA
Molecule: messenger RNA, 7070 nt
Organism: Magallana angulata
Lineage: Eukaryota; Metazoa; Mollusca; Bivalvia; Ostreida; Ostreidae
Product: cGMP-inhibited 3',5'-cyclic phosphodiesterase 3A-like
Exons: 12
Coding region: 1720-4257 (845 amino acids)
Biological process (GO): signal transduction
Molecular function (GO): 3',5'-cyclic-AMP phosphodiesterase activity
Source: RefSeq, a predicted model, not a curated record